GAUGGCAGUAAAUGAUGAAAGAUAUGUAUUUAUAGUCGAAUGGUUUGACACAAGUGCUUCUUUGAUAAGGAGUUAUAAUCUCAUUUACUUUAUGGCUGAUAAGACGAUUGAGAUGGUAUAUGAAUGAUUAAUGGAUUUAGUUUGAUUUGAAAAACAAAAGAAUAUUUCUUAAAAGAUGUGAGUAUCCUUCUGUUUAAUUGAAGGAUUUAUAUGUUGGGUCUAUUGUGACUGUUUUUUCAAGAUAAUUAAAAAUAGUAGAUUAUGCAGAUGUAUUUACAAGAUCGAAAUUUGAAGUCUAAAGAGGAAAGUAAGUAUCUUAAUUAAAUAUUUAGAACAUUUGGUAUGAUAAAACCAGAUGCAUAUACACAUAUUGGAAAGAUAAUUACUGCAAUUGAAAAGAACGGUUUCGUAAUUGGUAAUUUGAAAAUGACUAGAAUGUAAAUUGGUGAUGCUCAAUAAUUCUAUGCAGAACAUAGAGUAAAUUAUAAAUAGAUUUCAUUAGGGCAAACCAUUCUUUGAUGAACUUACAUAAUUUAUAUGUAGUGAUUUUAUAGUGGGUUUGGAAUUAAUAGCAGAUAAUAGUGUGAAAAAAUGGAGAGAUCUUAUUGGACCAACUAAAUGUUAAGUUGCUAGAGUAGAAGCACCAAAUUCAAUGAGAGCUUUAUAUGGUACAGAAGGAGUUAGAAAUGCUUGUCAUGGAAGUGAUGCUCGUAAAAUGAUUAAUUUAUAAUGAAUAGCUGGAUCAGCAUAAAGAGAAUUAGAUUUCUUUUUCUCUGAUAAAUCUAAUCUAAAAUCAACUGCAGUAUUUAAUAAUUGCACUUGUGCCAUCAUUAAACCACAUAUAGUAUUGGAAGGAAGAGCAGGAUAAAUUAUAGAUAUCAUUUUAAGUGAAGGUUUUGAAAUUUCAGCUAUGCAAAUGUUCUAUUUAGAUAGAGCUACAAGUGAAGAAUUCUUUGAAGUCUAUAAAGUAUAUGAUUAUCCAUAAUUUAUUUAGGGUGUAUUACCUGAAUUUUAAGCCAUGUCUGAACAUUUAACAUCUGGUCCUUGUAUUGCUAUGGAAAUCAGAUAAGAAAAUGCUGUAUAUAAAUACAUUAAAAUAUUUAGGUUAAAUCUUUUAGAGAUCUAUGUGGACCCCAUGAUCCAGAAAUUGCUAAGACUUUGAGACCUUAAACAUUAAGAGCCAAAUUUGGUAUUGAUAGAGUUAAAAAUGCUAUUCAUUGCACUGAUUUGUAAGAAGAUGGCAUACUAGAAGUAGAAUAUUUCUUUAAUAUUUUACAAUAAAAAUGAU
Messenger RNA from Paramecium pentaurelia, 1288 nucleotides. NCBI's taxonomy places the organism in Eukaryota, Ciliophora, Oligohymenophorea, Peniculida, Parameciidae. The record is from the annotation of a GenBank genome assembly.